Molecule: messenger RNA, 769 nt
Organism: Fimicolochytrium jonesii
Lineage: Eukaryota; Fungi; Chytridiomycota; Chytridiomycetes; Spizellomycetales; Powellomycetaceae
Product: ubiquinone oxidoreductase 20 kd subunit
Exons: 5
Coding region: 90-494 (134 amino acids)
Biological process (GO): mitochondrial electron transport, NADH to ubiquinone
Source: RefSeq, a predicted model, not a curated record
ACGUCGCGUGGCGUUGGAACUCGCAGUUGAAGAAGUCCACCAUCCUCCCUCGAGACAGCUGCAACACCUACAGUACAUACACCCCUACCAUGCAGUUUCUUCGGGCCUCCCACAGGGUGACCGCUGCUGGUCUUCGCCGGAUGUCCACCUCCGCCGCCCUGCAAGCCAAACCGCCACUCGCCGCCGCAUCCGUCAGCAUUACCCAAGCGCCGAACAGAGCCGCCAAAUGGAGUGAACACCAACAAGACAAGAGUGCGGCUAUGGUCGGCCCACGCUUCGAACAAACCGAUCUCUCGUUGCAGCCCAACCCACUGUCCGCCCAAGACCUGAUUUCCAAGGUCCCUGUGAAGUUCGUGCAGGCACGGAGAGUGUCUUGCGAUGGAGGAGGCGGAGCUCUUGGUCACCCGAAAGUGUAUUUGAACCUGGAUAAGAACGAGCCACAAGCGUGCGGUUACUGUGGACUCCAAUUUCAGCAAGAACAUCAUCACCACUAAACCACCCAGUUCCGCUCUCCGCUUGUUCCACCCGCUCACACCAUACAGCGGACUCCGGCAAAGUCAUACGACACGCUCGGCGCGGACGAAAGCUGAUUCCCGGACCUCCUUCCGACGUUCAUGGGUUCGCCCCGCGGCGUGUGGUGCCCUCCACUCUUUAUACCUACCACGCAGUACGCGCUUCGCUCCCUCGUUCCUUCUUACAGUAUUGACUCAAACAUCAAUAUAUGUUUCAAACAGCCUACUUGUGCAAUCUACGUUUGUCUAUGUUGUCU